AUGCAUCAAAAACUUUUUAGCUGGUUGGCUCUGGCUGUGGCCCUCUCUCAACUGUUUAUGCCUGCGACUGGAGAAUCCUAUCAAGUGAGCAGGCACAAUGUGAGUGAAGUAGUUGACUCGAACGAACUCGUUCUGCUGCUCUUCUACUCGAAUAGAUGCAAAUACAGCGUGCAACUGAUGCCCAUCUAUGAGUCGGCCGCAAGUCAGCUGCACUCUACACUUGGAGGCACGGGCAAGUUGGCUCUGGGCAAGGUCGAUUGCGACCUGGAGCCUGAAAUGGAGAGUAACUAUGAUAUUGGCAAGUAUCCGACCAUAAAGAUCGUGCGGAACAAAUACGUCAACAAAAAGGAGUAUCGAGGACAACGCUCCGUAGAGGCGAUCGUGUCCUUUGCACUUGAGGAGCUGCUGGAUCCUAUACAGGAGUUUGUCUCCUUGAAUGAGCUGAACGAUCUAAAUACCCGCAAGUAUCUGGUGAUUGGACACUACGAAAGCAACUCUCAUGACGAGUAUAUGGCUUAUCGCAGGGCAGCGAGCAAUAUGAAGGAGCACUGUCAGUUCCAUGUGAAGUUCACUGGGGGUAAUGGUCCGAAUUCCUUGACAUUCCAAGAGCACUUGAAUCACACAGACUCGCUGAGCCUGUACACCGGCAACAUGUCCAGCCAGGAAGAGCUGAUGGAGUGGCUCACCAUGAAGUGUAUACCCAUUGUGCGUGAGCUGACAUUCAGCAAUGCUGAGGAACUCACGGAAGAGGCCAAACUCUUUGUUAUACUCUUCCAUAACCCUCAAGAUAAACAAUCUGGAAAAGAUUUCGAGAGAGUAGUACGUGCCGAACUGAUGGAUGAGCUCGACAAUAGGCCGACCUACCCGUCAUAG
Messenger RNA from Drosophila navojoa, 873 nucleotides. RefSeq names its product endoplasmic reticulum resident protein 44. The record is from RefSeq and is a predicted model, not a curated record. Gene Ontology annotation, biological process: protein folding. Gene Ontology annotation, cellular component: endoplasmic reticulum membrane; endoplasmic reticulum-Golgi intermediate compartment. Lineage: Eukaryota; Metazoa; Arthropoda; Insecta; Diptera; Drosophilidae. Gene Ontology annotation, molecular function: protein disulfide isomerase activity.